Messenger RNA from Geodia barretti, 2325 nucleotides. The record is from the annotation of a GenBank genome assembly. Lineage: Eukaryota; Metazoa; Porifera; Demospongiae; Tetractinellida; Geodiidae.
AGAUUCUGUUUACUAAGUGAGGCCAUUUUAUCUGCCGCAGAGAGCAAAGAAACAAACAACUUGUACUUCUGUUUCCGAUGGUUACUGAUCCACUUCAAGAGGGAGUUUGAGUAUCCCGUCCUCAUGAGACUGUGGGAGGUGAUCUGGACAGGCUACCUAUCUCCUGAUUACGCCCUGUUCAUUGCGCUGGCGAUUCUGGAGAUGGAGAAGGAAGGAUUGCACAAUCCUGCACAUGACUUCAGCGACAUCCUACAGCAUAUCAACAGUCUGUCAAAGAAGAUGCAGCUAGAGCCGAUCCUCCAGCUGGCCGAGGUGCUAUGCCGACAGCUCGGAGCCUGUCCUGAUCUCCCAGACGACCUCAAAUCUCUCGUCAUCCGCCCGCCCCCAACGAUAUUCGCAUCGAUUGUCGACAUGGAAACCAUUGUUUGUAGCCCCGAAGGCAGUGCUAUCCCAUCGAGCAAUUGCGCAGCCCCAUCUGGUGAUACAACCGAACCUGAAGGAUCGAGAGGUAGAGGCACCCAUGCUGUCCCAUCUGUGGAUCUUCUUGCACAGUCUGAUGAUGAUGCAAUAUUGGUGGAACCAGGUUCUCCGAAUCGGGCCGUCCAAUCGGGUAAUGGGGCAAGUGGAAUCACCCCGAAUGAAGACAGUCUUCAGAGUACCAAUUCUUUCGUUUCGAGAAGGCAAGGAAAUUCUGAAAGAGACGUGAGCGGAGGAAGGGGAUCUGAAGUCAUGAGUCUGAGCAUCAGAGACUGCAAGAACAGACUGACCGGGUACCGUAACGCUGAUCAAGCCAGCCGAGAUGUCCACGCCCUCAUUUCAAACUUCACGUCCCUGAAGAUUCAGGAUCCAAAGAAAUUUGUGUACAGCAAUGGGACGUCGGAAAAACUAGUCCCGCUGACUGGCACCAUUCCCGUCAAGAUCAAAGGAACGGUAUACAAUAUUCCAAUUGUGAUGUGGCUGAAAUUGACACACCCCCAUCAUCCACCCAUCGUCUACGUCACCCCUACCACGGGGAUGGCGAUACAACCCAGUCAAUACGUGGACACCAAUGGAAUAGUCUACCUGCCCUAUCUCACUGAAUGGAAAUCAGGUGCCUCUGACCUCACAGCGCUGGUGCAAAUCCUGUGUGCCACGUUUGCCGAUCGAUGUCCGGUGUACUCCAAACAGGCUCAACCACAAUGGCAGCCUCCGCCCCAGAUGCAACCCCCGACCUCCUACCGCUCGCCUAACCCCUUCCCUCCCGGCAGCUACCCUCCUGGGCAGAGCAUGCCACCGCAGCAGUACCCUGGGUACCCCACCCCAUAUUCCUCCGGGGGAUCGUCAAUGCCAGUCCCUUACUCUGGAUACCAGCAGACUCCGCCCACAAUGUCCGUGUCGCCAAGCCAACCACCUCCCUACCCUCUUGGCCACCAUGCUCAGUUUCCAGGACAACCGCCAGUGAGUUCGCCUCCUCAUCCUCCGCCUCCCUCCACCCAGUCCAUCGCCAUGGCAGCCGGCGCCGUUGCCGCUAGCAACAGCAUUUCAGCCGAGGAGGAACGACGACAAAUUGAGGAAUCGGAGCGAAUAAAGCGGCAAAGUCUUGAAACUGCAGUCGAAGACAAGAUCCGCAGAAAUGUUACAGCUGUCCUCAACGAGGCAGAGAAGGAGAUGGUUGUACUUCAGAAGACGCAGAAAGAGCUGCAAGACGGCAGCAGACGCAUCAACGAAAUGAUGGAAGAAAUGGAGAAAAAAGAGCGUGAGGUAGACCAGAGUAUCACGGUAAUGAAAGACAAGAAUGCACAGUUGGAGUCCCUACUGGAGUACCUCAGAGCCCAGCCUGACGACGUCAACGUUGAUGAGGCUGUCUCUGCUACCACUCCCCUAUAUGAACAGAUCCUGCAGCUGUAUGCGGAGGAGAAUGCGGUCGAAGACACCGUCUACUAUCUGGGAGAGGCCCUCAGGAAGGGAGUCAUCGAACUCGAAGUCUUCUUGAAGUACGUGAGGGAAUUAUCUAGGAAGCAGUUCAUGGCCAGAGCCACCAUAAUGAAGGCUCGUUCCACAGCCGGUCUCGCUGCUCACGGACAGCCUAACUAGACAACAGUACUUCUGUUUAUGUGUGUAUGUAAUUGCAUAAUACUGUGUCGUCAUACGUGUUUGUAUGAUCACUGUUGCAUAAUUAUUAUUAUUAUCCCAUUCAUUAUACGUUUGUAUGAUCACUGUUGCCAUUAUACUAAAGUGUAUUAACAAGAAGCAUUAUUUUGCAUUAUGCAUGCAUUAAUUUUUUUCAGAUAAGUAAUUUUUCACUGUAAAUUUUAUUUUAGAACAUGUUGGAUGCAAAAGGUCAUG